Molecule: messenger RNA, 2034 nt
Organism: Chilo suppressalis (striped riceborer)
Lineage: Eukaryota; Metazoa; Arthropoda; Insecta; Lepidoptera; Crambidae
Source: the annotation of a GenBank genome assembly
AUUUUGACUUGUGUUUGUGUGAAAAGAUUAGAAUUUUUGAUUACUUUACCUAAAACUUUAAUUUCCUGUACUUAAUUAAAUCUGUGUUAUUUUAAAAUGAAAAAGGACCUUUUUGCUAACAAAGAAGCUUUUAUAAUUUUUAAUUUAUACAUAAUAUUAUUUGUCUUUCAAGGUGUAUUUGUUACUGCAUCUAAAACAGAAAAUGGUGGAUAUGACUACAACACUACUCUUGUGGUGUUUCUUUCGGAAUUGCUCAAGCUUAUCUUGUCUGCCAUAUUAUACACAAUUAAGAAAGAAAACAAACCACAUGUUCUUAAAGCCAUAGUAAUAAAUUACAAACUCCUCCUACUUUACUUUGUGCCGUCAUUACUAUAUUGCUUCUACAAUAAUUUGGCAUUUAUUAAUCUGUCGCAUUAUGAUCCCACUUCAUACUAUGUUUUGCUACAGUUUAGAGUGGUUCUUACUGCCAUAUUAUUUCAGUACCUCUUCAAGAAAAAGUUGUCAUUCAUCCAAUGGAUAUCGCUGGCGAUUCUCACAACAGGAUGCAUAAUCAAAAACUUUGAUGCAGCUAGAACUACCGUGUCAUCAGACAGCGACUCGAACGCAUGGUCACAAAUAUUUAAUAUAUAUUUCCUUUCCAUAAAUUUUCAAAAUUUUUGCUCUUGCUUAGCGGGUACGUAUAAUGAGUAUUUAUUAAAAUCGCAAGGUGCUACUGUAGAUAUAUUUCUACAGAAUGUCUUCAUGUACCUAGAUUCUAUAAUAUGUAACUUUUUUAUAUUAAUGUUCAAAGGGGAACUUUCCACUGUAGUAGAGGAUUUCCAAUCAUUAGGUGAUAUAUUUGUAAUACUUAUUACAAUUAAUAGUGCGAUAGUCGGUAUCGUCACAAGUUUCUUUUUAAAAAAUCUUAAUUCAAUUCUAAAAACUUACGCAAGUGCUUUAGAGUUGAUAAUUACAGCUGUAGUAUGUUAUAUGUUAUUCAAUAUUUACAUUACACGCUACACAAUAGUGUCAAUUGGUCUAGUCAGUAUAGCGGUAGCAAUGUAUUUCAAAAAUCCUGUGAAUAACACUACACCAACAAAAUCUUCGACUCAAGAUAAGGUUCCGCUUUUAGAAGUUACUUCAAAAUAAUUAAUAAGCGUAGAUUUUUAGAACUGAUUACAGAUGUUUUUUUAGAAUACACAAAGUAAAGGACUGAUUUGUGUGAUAUGUUAUGUGAUUAGUUAAAAUAAGCUGAAAAUAUUUUGAAACAUACACUUUUUGACUCGGUGCCGUUGUUUUCCAUCUGGCAGAUUGGCGUGUACAUAGGAAACAUCCAAGGUCAUACAUAGCACAUAACGGCUAGCCGCAAUAUGAUCGAGCGGGUGCAUAACCGAUGCUUGACAGUUUUAAUACCUACCAAUUUAUAGUGUCAAGUACACAUAUUUUAAAGUUUUACUUAUGUAGUGGUGCUAAAGAAAUUACUUCCUAGCAAAGUAUCAAUUUACUUAUUGAAAUUUUAUGAUUUAUCCAACGAUAUUUAAUACCCUGGAUACAACAACCUCGAACAAAAUCGUGGCCGAAACGUGUCCAAAAGGUACAUUGGACGAUGAUCAUCUUACGGAGCUCCGUAAGAUGUUCGCGUGGUCAAACGAAAAGGUAAAUUUAUAAUACCCAAAAUACCCGACUGCUUAAAUAUUACUUCAAAUAAAAACUGAAAAGAAAUAAACAAGUCCAGUAGUCUAUAAUUCUGUUGAGUAAGAAACAAAGCUACUUUGACAGUCGAGAUCCAUUAGAUAUUCAAGAAUGGAUCAAAAUUUUCAAUAAUGGGUAACACUUUACAUGUAACCUGGUGAUGGGUUUUUUGCAUCGUCUUCCCUAUCAUGUGGGAUACCGUUGAAUUGAAAAAGGGUUCCUUAGACUAUUUUUUGAUUUAGGGAUCCGUUUGCGAAAUGUUGAACUUUAAUGUGCCAAUUUUUAUUAGAGAAGGUCCCGCCCCCCCCCCCCCCCUAAAAGUUAAACUAUUAGCUUGAAAAUCCUGAAAAAGUUAAUGAUAAU